Molecule: messenger RNA, 621 nt
Organism: Linderina pennispora
Lineage: Eukaryota; Fungi; Kickxellomycota; Kickxellomycetes; Kickxellales; Kickxellaceae
Product: putative ribosomal protein L13
Exons: 2
Coding region: 1-621 (206 amino acids)
Biological process (GO): translation
Cellular component (GO): cytosolic large ribosomal subunit; ribosome
Molecular function (GO): RNA binding; structural constituent of ribosome
Source: RefSeq, a predicted model, not a curated record
AUGCUUACCAAACAGAUUGCCAGUGCUCACCUGCGCAAGGAGUGGGACCUUAGGAUUAAGACCCACUUCAACCAGCCGGGACAGAAGCUCCGCCGCCGUCGCGCUCGCUUCGCCAAGGCUGCUAAGAUCGCCCCGCGCCCGAUCGAGGCUCUGCGCCCUGUUGUCCGUUGCCCGACCGUGAAGUACAACCGCAAGGUUCGUGCUGGCCGUGGUUUCACCAAGGAGGAGCUCAAGGCUGCUGGCCUUACCGCCAAGUACGCUGCCACUGUUGGCAUCGCUGUCGACUACCGCCGCCGCAACCGCAGCGAGGAGUCGCUGUCGGCCAACGUUGAGCGCCUGAAGGCCUACGUCGCCAAGCUCGUCGUCCUGCCCCGCAACGCCAAGAAGCGCUCUGCUGAGGACGUCGAGGCUUACAAGAACGCCGUCCAGGCCCGUGGUCAGGCUGUUCCCAUCACCGACGGCUACGUCGCUGAGGCUCCCCGCGCCGUCACCGCCGAGGAGAAGAAGGCCAAGGCUUUCGUCACCCUGCGCGAGGCUCGUGGUGUCUACAAGGUCCGCGGUAUCGUCGAGAAGCGCAAGGCUCUUCUUGCUGAGGAGGCUGCCAACAAGGCCAAGAAGUAA